Molecule: messenger RNA, 1608 nt
Organism: Lodderomyces elongisporus
Lineage: Eukaryota; Fungi; Ascomycota; Pichiomycetes; Serinales; Debaryomycetaceae
Gene: VAN1
Product: Van1p
Exons: 2
Coding region: 1-1608 (535 amino acids)
Biological process (GO): protein N-linked glycosylation; cell wall mannoprotein biosynthetic process
Cellular component (GO): mannan polymerase complex
Molecular function (GO): alpha-1,6-mannosyltransferase activity
Source: RefSeq, a predicted model, not a curated record
AUGCCACUUCGAACGUUGACGCCGGAUUUAUACGGCAAGAAAAAAUCCGAUCUACCCAUAUUCAACAAAUUAUCCCCAAGAAAACAUUCGAAUCGAAUAUUGAUCAAACGGAUAUUCUAUGCAGUUAUAGCAGUAUUGAUCACAUUUACCAUAUACAGUAAGUUCACUACUGACUCGGUAAGUCUUGAGCAAAGUACGUCUGUAGGACAAUCGGGUACUUCUGAAACGGGUAAUUUAGAUAAUCUAAAAGAUGUUGAUGGACUACAACAGCAACAACAAGGAGAACAAAAUGUACAAGAUGUACAAGAUGUUGCUGCUGUUGCUGGUAAUGAUGAUGGAGAAGGUAAGGGAAAGGUUUACAAGGUUACCAAAGACGGAGUUGAGCAAGUAGAAGAUGGUGCAGAAAAGGGAGAGCAGAAGAAUGUGAAUCAGGAGGAAGGAGAGAACCAUGUUGUUAGUGCUGAGGAUAUCACCACUGAAGAAUUAACCAAGAGCGGAGUUGAGUACUUUGAUCUCAAUGAUUACCAAGGUAGUUCCCAAGGUAACCAGCAAGGUGACAAUGUCCUCUUUUUGAUGCCAUUGAGAAAUGCUGAGCAUGUUUUGCCUAUGGCAUUUUACAACCUAAUGAACUUGACAUAUAAUCAUGAAUUGAUUGAUAUUGCAUUUCUUGUAUCUGAUUGUUCUCCCGAGGAUACUACGUUGGAGACUGUGUUUCGGUACUCUGUGGCUUUACAAAAUGGGACAUUGGUGGAUUUGCUCAAGCAAGAAGAGCAACUGAAGCAUGGUGCCCAGGUCAAAGGGUCGAAUGAUUUGUACCAAUCAUAUAUGGAGCCCACCUAUAUGGAGAAUGUCAAAAAAGCAUAUAGUAAUCCGGAACAUCAUAAGGGUUAUAGAACUCCAUUUAGGUCUGUUACUAUAUAUCAAAAGGAUUUUGGUCAAGUGAUUGGCCAGGGUUUUAGUGAUCGACAUGCGGUGAAAGUGCAAGGUAUUAGAAGGAAACUUAUGGGUCGUGCAAGAAACUGGCUUACGUCGAGUGCGUUGAGGGCCGAUCACUCGUGGGUGUAUUGGAGAGAUGUUGAUAUUGAGACUUGUCCAGGAAAUGUUAUUGAAGAGUUGAUGCUGCAUGAUUAUGAUGUGAUGGUGCCCAAUGUGUGGAGACCGUUGCCUACAUUUUUGGGUAAUGAGCAGCCGUAUGAUUUGAAUUCGUGGAUUGAGUCUGAUGCGGCAUUGGAUUUGGCCAAGACUUUGGAUGAAGAUGAUGUUAUUGUUGAAGGGUAUGCUGAGUAUCCUACAUGGCGUGCACAUUUAGCAUAUAUUCGUGAAGCGCAAGGUGAUCCAAGGGAAGUUGUUGAUUUGGAUGGUGUUGGUGGAGUUUCGAUAUUGGCAAGGGCCAAGAUUUUCCGUCAAGGUGUUCAUUUCCCGGCCUUUACUUUUUUGAACCAUGCUGAGACCGAGGCAUUUGGUAAGAUGGCUAGACAUAUGGGGUUCAGAGUUGGUGGGUUGCCGCAUUAUACGAUUUGGCACAUCUAUGAGCCCAGUGAGGAUGAUUUGCAAAAGAUAUCCAAGUUGGAGAGAAGUCGAAGAAGAAAGCAUAAUAAGAGGAGUUAG